GAGAGCCGGAACAGGAAGAGGGUACAGCUUUGUGCAGGUCAGAUGCCCACUGCAGCCCUUCAGCCUCUGGUCCCCAGAGCUGACAUUGGAAGCUGAACUGCCUUUGUUACUGGAAGACUUACAUUAUAAUUUACCCUGGGUGGACCGGGGCAUACAAAAGGGCAACGCUCCCCAGUCCCCCCACCCCUGACCCCGGAAUCAUGCAUCGGACUACACGGAUCAAAAUCACAGAGCUGAACCCCCACCUCAUGUGUGCCCUCUGCGGGGGGUACUUCAUUGAUGCCACCACUAUCGUGGAGUGCCUGCAUUCCUUCUGCAAAACCUGCAUCGUGCGCUACCUGGAGACCAACAAAUACUGCCCCAUGUGUGAUGUGCAGGUCCAUAAAACCCGGCCGCUGCUGAGCAUCAGGUCUGACAAAACCCUUCAAGACAUUGUCUACAAAUUGGUCCCUGGGCUUUUUAAAGAUGAGAUGAAACGGCGGCGGGAUUUCUAUGCAGCGUACCCCCUGACAGAGGUCCCCAACGGCUCCAAUGAGGACCGCGGCGAGGUCUUGGAGCAGGAGAAGGGGGCUCUGAGCGAUGAUGAGAUUGUCAGCCUCUCCAUCGAAUUCUACGAAGGUGCCAGGGACCGGGACGAGAAGAAGGGCCCCCUGGAGAAUGGGGAUGGGGACAAAGAGAAAACAGGGGUGCGCUUCCUGCGAUGCCCAGCAGCCAUGACCGUCAUGCAUCUCGCCAAGUUUCUCCGCAACAAGAUGGAUGUGCCCAGCAAGUACAAGGUGGAGGUUCUGUACGAGGACGAGCCACUGAAGGAAUACUACACCCUCAUGGACAUCGCCUACAUCUACCCCUGGCGGCGGAACGGGCCUCUUCCUCUCAAGUACCGUGUCCAGCCAGCCUGCAAGCGGCUCACCCUAGCCACGGUGCCCACCCCCUCCGAGGGCACCAACACCAGCGGGGCAUCCGAGUGUGAGUCAGUCAGCGACAAGGCUCCCAGCCCUGCCACCCUGCCAGCCACCUCCUCCUCCCUGCCCAGCCCAGCCACCCCAUCCCAUGGCUCUCCCAGCUCCCAUGGGCCUCCAGCCACCCACCCUACCUCCCCCACUCCCCCUUCGACAGCCAGUGGGGCCACCACAGCUGCCAAUGGGGGUACCUCGAACUGCCUGCAGACACCAUCCUCCACCAGCAGAGGGCGCAAGAUGACUGUCAACGGCGCUCCCGUGCCCCCCUUAACUUGAGGCCAGGGACCCUCUCCCUUCUUCCAGCCAAGCCUCUCCACUCCUUCCACUUUUUCUGGGCCCUUUUUUCCACCUCUUCUACUUUCCCCAGCUCUUCCCACCUUGGGGGUGGGGGGCGGGUUUUAUAAAUAAAUCUAUAUAUAUAUGUACAUAGGAAAAACCAAAUAUACAUACUUAUUUUCUAUGGA
Molecule: messenger RNA, 1423 nt
Organism: Mandrillus leucophaeus (drill)
Lineage: Eukaryota; Metazoa; Chordata; Mammalia; Primates; Cercopithecidae
Gene: PCGF2
Product: polycomb group ring finger 2
Exons: 10
Coding region: 201-1235 (344 amino acids)
Biological process (GO): negative regulation of transcription by RNA polymerase II
Cellular component (GO): PRC1 complex
Molecular function (GO): promoter-specific chromatin binding
Source: RefSeq, a predicted model, not a curated record